GAACCUUUAUCACGAAGCCUCAGUUUCAUUCGGAGGAUUCUAUCGCUGACGGACUGUCAAAUGACAUAGUGGUAAACACAGUAAGUCAAGCCACAAAAAGUCUCCCUCCAAUGACCUCACAGGCACCUGAGAGGCCAGAAGAGCACCAAAAAUAGAGCUGCUAGUCGAUUUUGACUUCACAUCCUCUAGAAUUUUGUCUCUCACACCUGAACAUCUCAGACAGAGCAGAGGGGUUUUACUGUUUUUGUAGCCCAAAGUGUGUAUAUCUGGCUAAGUAUCUUAGUUUGCCGUCCAAAUUGGCUCAAUUUGGAGAGUCCAAAGCUGCUGGCAGUCUUGUUUAUCUCUGGCAUGAAGACACAGUAGCUUUCCCCCAAGAGGUAGAGGCACGCCAUUGAAAAGGAAGACUGUAACCCUGGACGAAGGCCCUAUCUUGAGGCGGGGAGCAGCACUUGGCUUCCGACAGCAGUUUGUGAAGCCUGCAGGCUGCUUGGCUCUUCUUCACCCCUUCUGAGCUUGUCAACAUACCUAAAAGACUUGUAUUUGUCCAGCUGACAGCUAGUUUGCUUUGUUGGACAUGUCGAUGCUGCUAACAGGGUUUUUGUGGCCAUUUAGGGAAACUAUCUAAUUGUGAGAUUUACAGCUCAGGGGAAGACCCAGCCAUGGAGGGUCUUGAGCAGCUUGACAUGGUGGGCGAUAUCAGCCCGGCUUUGGAGGCCACAGAGGACUUUAUCCACUGCAUGGAUGGGAUUCAAGGCCAAGGUCCUAGCCAGGCUCAAACAGGGAACAUCCAGCCUCCCAGGCAGCCUAAGCAGCUGCAGGAGGUGUCCAGUGCUGCGCUGGGGAAGCUGAGCUCCAGCGGCGUAUGGAGCCUACUGGCUGGAGAGCAGCCGGAGGUGGGGCCCUUAGGCCUGGCGUGGGCCGACAACUUCAGCGUGUUGGGGCUGGGGAUGGGCUUGCGGCACGGGAAGAGAAGCCGGGCGCGCUCCACCAACGACCUGGCAGCCCAUACCAAGGAGUGCACCAACAACACUGCCAACUCCUCGUCCAACUCAGCCUUCAAGAAGGGACACAACCGUUCCAGAUCUGACGUCAACUACCGGCCGUCUGCCUACACUGACAACGGCCUGCCUACAGUGGACUGCAACACCCUAAAGAACAUGAUCCUCAACCACCAGCAAGAGGCCGAUAAAAGCAGCAGCAGUAGCAGUGUGGUGAAGCAGGGUGACAUGGAGCAGCGCGAGGGGCCCCGGGGCCGCUGGACACCCUGCCAUGUCGAGCUGACACCAUGCGAGCUCCGGCUGUACACUCUGGACAGCAGCGCCAACCGCCAGCUGGGCACUGCCUACUCUCUGUCACACUGCCAGAGCGUUAUCUCACCAGCGGCCUGCAGCCAGCCCGGCCAGAUCACCCAGGCCGUCGAUCAACGCACGCUGCAGGCUUUGUUCUUCAAUAGCACGCGUCUCCAGCUGAGGGCGGCCAGCCAAUGGGAGGCCAUGGAGUGGAGACGGCUGAUGUGGGAAAAGGUGCAGGCAGCCCGACCUGUGAGGCAGGAGAACCGCCAGCGCAAGACCGGAGUGGAAAGCCAACAGGUCGCCAAGUUUCCUGCACCCAUGUCACCCUCCUCGUCAACCUCUCCGUCGGGGCUCGACACCAGGCCUGAUGGCGAGAGCGACACCUCCACCUCAGCAGAGGCCUCACUCUCUCUUCAGACUAAUUUUAGCGUCUUGAGCAGACCCACCACACUUCCUCUGUUCACCCACCGCUGCCAGGACGUCCUCAAAGCUGGUCUGCUCCACCAGCUAAUGGACCAGAACAACUGGCUGGCCUUCACCUUCGUCCUGACCAGAUCUGCUCUCCAGGCUUUCCCUACUGAGGGCCGUGGGUCUGUGUUCCAGCCUGUCCUCCAGUACUCCCUGGCAUCCUGCUUGGCUGUACAGCACGAUCAGGAACCAGAGAAUGGAGAACCGUGGGCAGAUAGAAGGGAACGUUUCCAGGUAGUUUUCCCAAAAGAGGUGCUCCGACUUCGUGCAGAUGAUCACCUUAAGGCCCAGGAAUGGGUGCACACCAUGCGAGAGGCAGUGGGAGCACAGAGGCCUGCACAACAAGAAGGGGGAGAAUCGGGAGGAGCUCCAGGCCUCCAGGGAGUGCUGUUGAGGUCAAAACCGUCUCGUGAGAGGAGGCAGCGGGAGGCCCAGAGAGCAAAGAGGCAGUCAGUCACCACCAGUUUCCUCAGUAUUCUCACCUGUCUGGCUGUGGAGAAGGGACUCACUGCUCAGAGCUUCAGAUGUGCAGGUUGUCAGCGUCCAGUUGGUCUGUCCAGAGGAAAGGCAAAGGUCUGCUACUACAGUGGCUGGUACUACUGCCAGAGCUGCCAUCAGGACAACUCCUUCCUCAUCCCAGCUCGCCUUCUGCACAACUGGGACACCAGCAAGCACAAGGUGUCUAAACAGGCCAAAGAAUUCCUGGAGUUUGUGUAUGAGGAGCCUCUGCUCGACGUCCAGCAGCUCAACCCUUGUCUGUAUGAGCACUGUGAGCCUCUCAGCACUGUGCUACGUCUCCGUCAGCAGCUACAGUCGCUGCGGGCCUACCUGUUCAGCUGCCGAGCAACUGUUGCCGAGGACCUCCGACGACGGAUCCUCCCCAGGGAGUACCUGCUACAACAUAUUCACCUAUACUCCAUGGCAGACCUGCAGCAGGUGAUUGAUGGAAAACUGGCUCCCUUCCUGUCCAAGGUGAUCAAGUUUGCCAGCUCCCACGUUUUCAGCUGCAGUUUGUGUCGAGAGAAAGGCUUCAUCUGUGAGCUCUGCCACAAUGGACAGGUCAUCUACCCCUUCCAGGAGAGCGCCACCAAGAGGUGCGACGGCUGCGGUGCUGUUUUCCACGCUGAGUGUCGACAGAAAGCUCAGCCGUGUCCUCGCUGUGUGCGCCGGGAACUCCACCACAAGAGGCCGUCCUCCUUCUGGUCACCUGACGACGACAGCCCUGGCUGUAUCCACCUGCCGUACCAGGACACCUGAAAUGCGUGCACACACACACACACGCACAUACACACACACACACAUACACACACACACACACACACACACACACACACACACACACACACAGGCACAGAAAAGCAGUGACAAUUAAGGCGCUGCCGGGCCACGACACUGGACAAAGUGCCUGUUUUUCUGAUUUGUGUGUUUCCAGGACAAGUCAUGUGACAGUUUUUGCCGGAGGACGAGCUCAGAGAAUCUGAUGCGUCGUCAGGUGUGUGUUUAUGUGCGUUUACCUGCCAACACACAAACCUGAGCCGAGCCCCCUUUGUCCUACUGUCAAGAGCAGGGAGAUAACCAACUGAAGAACUGCUGCACCAGGCUUUACAGACUGAACUUCUUGUAUUUUGUAGUCAAAUAUCUUCACACAUGUCAAAAGUCCUCCUCCGUCAUCUUCAUCCAUUCACCACAUCAUCACAUCGACUUAUUUCUUCUUCCAGGAGUUAAACAUGUAAAAUCGCAGCUGAUAAAACCGGAGAACUUCAUACUGGUAGUUGGAGCAUUAUUCUAGCCAAUGUCUUCUACCUGUCCUUAAAGUCAUGCUCGAGACUAGUGAUGAAACAAUUUGUCAAAGGACAGGAAAUUACUGAAGAAUUUUGGCAGUCAAUUAAUCGUUCAUAGAAAAGGCAGGACAUUCUCCGGUUCCAGCUUUUCAAAUGUGAAGAUUUACUCCUUUCCUUUUUUGUUUUCGACGGUUGGUCAAACAAAAUAAGCGAACUGGAGACGUCGCCUUGACCUCUGGGAACGCGUUAUGGGUCUUUUGUCUUCGUUUACAGACUAAAUGAUUACUUGAGGAAAAAAAAAAAUGCUUAAUCUAGAAUGAAAACAAUCGUGAGUUUCAGGACUGCUCAUGUUCAACCGAUACCCCACCUGAAAGUCUCACACUGUGGCCUUGAAAGGUGGCUGUAAAAUGUUUGUGGUUUAGUUCUUUACAGAGAAUAGCAGCUGUUGUCAACUUGGAUUCGAGUCCGUCGUGACAAUGUUAAAAAAAAAAAAAAAGGGGAAUUUUGUAGAAGAAAGACUAACUUUGGAAGACAUCCACUUGAAUUGUCUAACUCUGCCGGCUGAAGCCUCAUAUUAGCUUCAAAUGAACUUUAGGUAGGUUUCCGUCCACCAGCUUUUAUCCACACUUACAAUUUGAAUAUUAAAAAAAGCCAAAGUGGAAACGUUGGAAAUUCAAAAAAAAAAAAAAAAAAUAUCGCAAGGACGUUUUUACACUUGGCUGAGAUGGAAAAGUUGGUCAAAAAGCGACGAAGCGCAAUUGAAACAGAUUUAGUGGAUUAAUCACAACGCACAUAAAACGUGACUUAAACGUCCACUGAUGAGAAGACCGUCGCUUUCUUUAAAUUAAUACAUGAAUCCAACAUAAAUGCCAUGUUUUCAUCACGUUUUCUACAUCGUUUUUCACCAUUUGAGGUUUGACCGGAGCUCCUUAAUUAUGUGAUGUUGUUGAGCCCCUCUUCUUCUUUAAUGGUUUUAACGGCACCCGACUGGAGAAUGAGCGCCUCCUGCUCGACAGUAGUAGAUAGAAACACGCAUUCAUUUACAUUCCCUUGUGGAAUUUCUCAAAAUUCAGUUACAAUUUGGAUGAAAACCUGCCUUUUGGAACGUAUUUUCUUACAGAACGAAGGCUGUGGAUUUUUGUCCCCCACGACUUGCACUGAAUCUGCAUUAGGAAUGCACCUUUCAGUGGUCAGAACAGGGGGAAUGAUUACAGCAAGCAGAAACGUUUUCAAUGUGUAUAUGGUUUUGUGAGUAUUGUUUUAAGUAGAGUUGAGAAAAUGUGAAACUGCCCUUGAGUCAAAGAUUUUUCUUGUCUUACGUCACAAUAAAAUGAAUGUCUCUGAGUUUUGGACUGUCGGUUGGACAGAGGAGUAUAAUUUGAAAACGUGACCUUUUGUGAUUGUGAUGGGCAUUUUCCCUGUUUUCUGACGUAUCAGAGACCAAGAAAUGAAUCUAUUUAUCGAUGAAACUAACUGACAAGGAAAAUCAUUGUUAGUUAAAGCCCCAGUAAGAUUAUUACUUUGGGCUCAUGUUUCCAGAACUGUGACAUUUCCCCUUUUUCUACAACUUUACCCUGUCAGACCUCAAACUGCUGCAUCGCUUUCAAAGACUGUUUACAGUCUCUGAUCACUCUGCUCGGAUUUUUUUAUUACCUACAUGAGUAGCAGCGUAUUUAGUCAUAUUUUGGAGGCAAUAUGAGUGUUUGGAAAAUAUGGAUCAACAGUGAUAAACUGGAAUAUGCUGCAAGGACGGUUUCAUGAGCUCCUCUGGAUGUUUUGUUAACUUUUUUUUUUUUUUUUUUUUUCCAACUGUGACAACUUGAAAUCCAAAUCUGUCCAAAAUCCAAACUGACCACAGCUGCUGUUGUUUGUGGAGAAGCGAAAUACAAGCAUUUUACAGUCACAUUCAAGUCUCUGAGAGGAGCAUUUCAUCAGAGUUGGGGCUUAUUUGGGAUUUAACUGGAACCAUUAAAUUAGUAUGUUUUAACCAAUAAUGAUAACGAUAAUAAAGUAGUUUUAAAUAAUAGAAUUGAAGUAUAGGAAUCCCUCUAUCCUUUCUCUUUCCCUCUUUUAUCACAUCUCAUUCUCCUUUUCCUUAAGCAGAGUUAUUUAACCUGUAGAUGUGGAAUGAAAGACGUACAGUAUGUUAACUCACUGAGUCCACUCAUUUCACCAGUGUUCCUUUAUGUAAAUGUAAAAAUGUAAAAUGUAAAGACUUUAAUUUAAAAGGGACUCUGUUACACUGUCUGAGCACACUUCUUUCCAUCUAUCGGUCUAACUGUAAAAUAACAGGGGCAAUAAUAUACUGUAAUUUAUCUUUCAUUGUUGCCUUCUCCCGCCGCUCUUCCUCUGUGAUUCUACUUCCUGUUGUGCUUUACUCACGCAGAAUCUAUCAAACAUGAUCGCAGCUUUAGCUUUUAGUAUCUCUAUGCAACCUAGAUGGCCUUUAUAACCCACUGCUUUCAUGUGUAAAGGUCUGGAAACACUCUCGUUCACAUUCUUCUUAAAUUUGUGGUAGCAGCUGUGUUUCCAUCCAGUUUUUAAGGAAAUUUUUCACUGAAUUGUUGGAAAAAUAAACACCAGUCAAAAGUGUUUUAUCGGAUUCCUGAGAGAGACAAAAAUCUAAACCCAAAAGGAAAAUGAAUUUCAAAAAUUGAUUACAAUUCAACAUUUCUUUUAGUCUUAGAAUCCAAUGUUUUGAUCAUUAGUUGUAUUUGUAUUUGUUUAUGCUGUUUGAACAUGAAAAUGAAAUACAACUUUCUCAAGUUUUCAGUCCAGAACUUUUAAUUGACACUCAAUGUGAAGCCUACAUAUUACAUU
Xiphias gladius (swordfish) is the source of this 6361-nucleotide messenger RNA. It is a transcript of the gene plekhm3, whose product is annotated as pleckstrin homology domain containing, family M, member 3. NCBI's taxonomy places the organism in Eukaryota, Metazoa, Chordata, Actinopteri, Istiophoriformes, Xiphiidae. The record is from RefSeq and is a predicted model, not a curated record. The transcript has 8 exons. The coding region runs from base 660 to 3017 and encodes 785 amino acids.